Molecule: messenger RNA, 896 nt
Organism: Gossypium raimondii (Peruvian cotton)
Lineage: Eukaryota; Viridiplantae; Streptophyta; Magnoliopsida; Malvales; Malvaceae
Product: histone H1
Exons: 2
Coding region: 84-641 (185 amino acids)
Biological process (GO): negative regulation of DNA recombination; nucleosome assembly; chromosome condensation
Cellular component (GO): nucleus; nucleosome
Molecular function (GO): structural constituent of chromatin; double-stranded DNA binding; nucleosomal DNA binding
Source: RefSeq, a predicted model, not a curated record
CACACGGGGAUAUGAAAGCAAAACCGGUUUUUCUCUAGACUCUUCCCUUGUACCUGUUAAAAUCUUUGUCACUGUGAUCAUUAAUGGCCACCGCUGAACCUGAAGUUCCAGUCACUGAGCAGCAGCCGGCGGCAGCAGAGGAGCCAAAGCCGGCGGAAAAGCCUGUGAAGGAGAAGAGAUCCAAAGCUCCAAAGGAGAAAAAGCCUAAACAACCCAAAUCCACAGCACGUCCUCCUUAUUUUCAGAUGAUCAAGGAGGCGCUUUUGGCUUUGAAAGAGAAGAGUGGUUCAAGUCCGUACGCUAUAGCCAAAUACAUGGAAGAGAAGCACAAGGCGGUGCUUCCAGCGAAUUUCAGGAAAAUCUUAGGUCUUCAGCUUAAAACCUCAGCUGCUAGAGGCAAGCUGAUAAAGAUCAAGGCCUCUUACAAGCUCUCCGAAGCUGGCAAAAAAGAGAAAGCCCCUGUUACAAAAGCUAAGACAGAGAAGAAAGCUAAGCCAGCUUCGAAGCCGAAGAAAGCUGAGGCUACAAAGAAGCCAACAAAGAGAGUCGGGGCCAAGAAGAAAUCAACUCCAGCAAAGGCGAAGCAGCCUAAAUCUAUCAAGUCACCUGCGGCUAAAAAGGCCAAGAAGGCCGCUGCUUAGAACAAAUGUGUAGGAGGCCACUUUAGGUUUUAUAUGUAAUCAGUAACUUAUCUUUGUGAAUACAUGGUUGUUAGUUCGGUGCUUGUGUUAAGGAAAUAGUGGGGGUGGUUGUUUGAUCUUUUGAUCUGCAAUGGAGAAGUGACUUUUUUGGUAUGUAUGAAUAACGUAGAAUGGCCAGACUGUUGUGAAUCCCCGUAUAACUGUGUUGAAAUGGCAGUUAAUAAUGGAGAAAUACCAUGACCAAAAACUUCUAUA